Messenger RNA from Zea mays, 3943 nucleotides. RefSeq lists its product as uncharacterized. NCBI's taxonomy places the organism in Eukaryota, Viridiplantae, Streptophyta, Magnoliopsida, Poales, Poaceae. Bases 2700 to 3860 code for a protein of 386 amino acids. The transcript has 7 exons. The record is from RefSeq and is marked validated.
UUUGUUCUUUUAUCUCAGUACAAAUCUAAUAUGACCCACUCGGAUGAUUUUCGCCUCGGCUGUGUUAACAGAACUCUGCCCAAGAAUCGUCGACCACCGCGCACAUCACCUGUUCGACGAAACGCUCCCUCGGACAGCAUAUGUGUUCGACCGGUCUACAAGGGCGACGGGUCAGCCGCCAGCCGCCGCGAGGUUCGUGCUGAUCCGAGAGCUGCACCCGCUGGGCACGGAGAUGACACGGGCUCUGUCGACUGCCAACUGCCAUGCCGCCAUGGAGAUGACACACGGACGGACGAGUGGUCUGUGUGCCGACGGAUCAACGUAUGCUGAUCCAUGGACCAAGAUCAAGACACACAUGUUUGAAACCACAGCAUAGGAUGGUGAGCCCAAUUGAAGGGCUGCUGGAUAGGCAGAAUCCAAGAUGCAAAAGCACUCAUGGCCUGGUGUCCCUUGCACGCAGCUUCAGCGAAGCUGCCUAUCUGACAUAGAUGAAAUUGUUAUUGUCUGCUAACCAUGUUCAAAGUGUUAUUACCAAUUAAGAAUCAGUGGCAGCUAGAUGUCUUGAGACAACUACUUUAUACCAUACGCAACAAUCAGGAGUCCAUCCCAAAACUGAGAAGAUAUUCAGUAGCACUGGAUUUUUUUUAUUAUAUGCGCUCAUGGUAGAUGACACAUGAGAGGUGUCCGUCUGUCUGUCAGUUCUUGAUUGUGAUAAUUUUGAAAGGCAAUCUCAGGGAUUUUUUUUGUUCAAUCAUGGCCAGUGUGAAUUAAAAUAAUGUACUCAUUUUACUAAUAGAGAGGCGUCCAAUCAACGUUAGGUUGCUCCACGCAAGUUGGAAUCUUUCUUGUCUGUACAUGUGAAGUGACUUAACUAAUUUAUACAAUCAACGUUAGGUUGCCAAAUUGUCACUAAACCAAACGGUACGGUAUAAUUGUUUUUCUGACUUGUUGCCUUGUCUGUGCCCCCACACGCCUCUCCACACACACACACACACACACACACACACACACACACUGCUGCAUAACUCUUCUUGUGGCCUGGUCUCUGCCCCUUUGGCUAUAAAAGUAGACUUGGCCUCCCGCCCCUCUUUGCACGAGCACAACUCUGUUUUCCUAAUCCGCCUUCUGGCGUUAUAAGGGGUCGGGCUAUGCUGUAAAAAAAGUGAUCUUAGUGCUAUGGCAUGGAAUUGAAGAUCUGAUCUAGCUAGCCAGGUUUUGCAUUUGGGCGGGGGCAGCAAGCUAGAGGCGGCAACUGCAUAACUUGCGAUAAACUUGUUGGACCAUGGUGUGCUGAUGAUUUUACCGCAAGUUAUGCAGUUGCUGCCUCAAGCUUGCUGCCUCCCUUUGCCAAACCUGUAGGAAUAAGAUGAAGUUCAUCCGUAUAGGUAUAGAAACCUUCCAUAGCCAUGUAUCCUAUAUUUACCAUGAGAUGAAACAGAAGCAAUGAUGCAAGAAUGCAAUUUUCUCCCUCUAUUCUAAAUUGUAGACCAUUUUAGCUUUUUUAUAACAUAGCUUUUACUAUACAACUAGAUAUAAGAUAUGUCUAGAUAUAUAAUAAAUGUUAUGUAUUUAAAAAAGCCAAAACGACCUAUAAAUUAAAACAGAAGGAAUAUAAUCUAUCAGAUUGUUACUCACCUAGCUAGCUGCUAAUGUAUGGUUGAGUUUUCCCCCAUUGCUGAAAAAUAAUGAAAUACUAAUGUUGCUGAGGUUUCUAUACGUAAUAUUAGUUUUGUGCUCUAUACAAGCAGAAGGUAGUGGAGGAUAUUGUUUUUUAUUCUUUAUGAUUUAGUGAUUACCAGAUUUACCCAAAGCAUAUAUUACUAUGUUCAGUAAAAUAUAUACAGUGGUGUAUUAUUCAAACAAUCUGAGCUACGAAAAAGAGAUUAGUAGUUAAAAUUAUUGUGUUUCAAACCUGUUUAUGUAAUUUCAAAAUUUAAAAGGUGAAACAUAAAAGUAGAUUGUUUUUUUAAGUAAAGAUUGUGUCAGUGAUGAGAAUAGGUAACUUGAAUUAAUGGGCCAAUGCAACAAGAAUAAGCUCAAUUUACUCUAGUGCUUUGAAUUGAUGUAUAAGGACAUGUUUGGGAUCUCUCAAGUCUCAACAAGUCCAAACCCUAAACUUCAUAUAUACCAGCUGUCAAAAGCAAAUCAACUGCAGCGGCUGUAUGGUCAUAUGGACAGCUGCCGACAUGCACCAUCAAUUAUAUUCUUCACUGGUCAAAUUAUAUACUCCCUCCGUUUCUUUUUAGUUGUCGUUUUUUAGUUGUCGCGGGAUAGUUCAAUUUUGCACUAUCCAGCGACAACUAAAACGAAACGGAGGGAGUAUGCCCCUGUUUGGUUGGGAUUCUGGGCGGAUUCUGGCCGCCAGAAGCUGAAGCCGCGGCCAAACGUCUAGCUUCUGGACCAGCUUUUGACGGUCGCGCUUCCCACAGAAGCCGCCCGCGUACAGGAAACGAAAAGCCGCCCGACCCACGCAUCCUCUGGAAGGCGGGCUAUUCGCGAUAGGGUUUCCACCGCGCUCGCGACUCAGCUCUCUCCCUCGACCGCCGCCGCCUCCUCCGCCGCAUCGGGUCGGGGACCUCGACCACACUCCCCUCUGCUCAUCUGCCGCAUUCGUCGUCUUCUCAGGGUUUUGCCUGCGCCGCCGCCAGUUCGUCUGCAAGGUUGGACUCCUCCCGUAUCCCAACUCCUCGUCUUCGCAGAUGUGUGACCCUGCUGCACACACAUAUGAUCAUGACAUGGAUGACAGAGAUGCACAAUUGCUUGUUGCCCUAUAUGCUGUAGACAUUUGGGGCAGGCCUUCCAGUGAGGUUUCUAGAAGAACAAUGGUUGAAACAGGUAUUCAAUGGGUUGAGCGAACUUUGGAGAAUAGUAACGACUGCUUUGACAUGUUUCGCAUGCGACGUACUGUUUUUAGACGAUUGCAUGAUACGUUGGUGGAAAGUUAUGGUCUGCUUCCAAGCCGUGGUGCAAGUACUAUGGAAGCUCUAGGUAUUUUCUUGUGGGCAUGUGGGGGUCCACAAUCAUUUAGGCAGAUAAGGAAUAAGUUUGGUCACUCCUUGGAAACUAUUAGUCGCAAGUAUAGUGAAGUACUUAAUGCACUACAUAAGAUGUCAGUUGACGUAAUCAAGCCCAAAGACCCAAAUUUCAUAGAGAUUCAUCCUCGUUUGCGAGAGGGGAGAUUUUGGCCCCACUUCAAGGAUUGCAUAGGAGCAAUUGAUGGUAGUCACUUUCCAGCGUCUGUCCCAGCCUCGGAGCAAGCCAAAUAUAUUGGUCGGCACGGUUACGCAUCGCAGAAUGUAAUGGCCGUUUGUGACUUCGAUAUGAGGUUCACAUUUGUUGUCACAGGUUGGCCAGGUUCAGUACAUGACACUAGAGUAUUACAAGAUACUUUGAUAACUUAUGCGGACUGGUUCCCCCAUCCACCGGAAGGUAAAUACUAUCUUGUGGAUUUAGGUUAUCCAAAUAGAAAGGGGUACCUUGCACCUUAUAAGGGUCAGAAGUACCACAUUUCUGAAUGGCAAAAUGCGAGGCAACCUAUUGGGAGCAAAGAAGUAUUCAACUAUGCACACUCGUCGCUACGCAAUGGUAUAGAGCGAUCUUUUGGUGUGCUUAAAAUGAAGUGGAGAAUUCUGUUAAGUCUCCCUUCAUUUUCGCUUAAGAAACAAUCCAAGAUAAUUAUUGCAUGUAUGACAUUGCAUAACUUCAUUAGAGACAGUGCUCUACACGAUAGAGACUUUGAUGAACUAGGACCUAAUAGCCUUGGUCAUGAUGUAUCUGUAGGUGAGAGUAGUAGUAACACAUCUGAUGAGUUAGACAUGAGUGCAUUUCGAGAUGGAAUUGCUAAUGCAUUAGUGUCGUAGUUAAAUAUGUAAAUGUAACGGUAGUUAUGUUGUAAUGAACUCCACUAAUUAUAUGUAAUGACCUUUUGUUGGUUCGGUGUUAA